CAGCACUGUUUCUCCAUCUCCUUUCCACAGCUGCGGCCAGUAAAACAAACGAAAAAAAAUCGAAUCUAGAAUAGUGUAUGACAAUACAAACGCACUUUCUUCGCAACGCAUUAACCAGGUGCGUGUGCGUCUAGCGAGAGCGUGAGAGCGAGCGAGAGGGACAGAGUAAGUGAGCGAGAGCGGCACGCGUGUGUUUUUGUGUAUGUGUGUUAGUACGGUUGUUGCGCCUAAAAGUUGACAACGAGAACAAAAAUAAAUUCUGAGAAAAUAAAUAUAGAUAAUCUGUAAUCUGCAAGCGCGCGCGUGUUUAUUUAAUUUGUAUUUUGGUCACUUGGUUCGGCAACAACAACGACAACAAAAGCAUUUCCCUAUGAUUGGCUCAUUCUGGAAUCUGUGCAGAGCGUGCCCAUCAAUGCCGGUUGACAAGCUCCAUUCGGAGUACAGGAGCACUUAUCGUUGGCAUGAAUUUACGGGCAACUCGAGGCCGGAGGUUGUGCGCCGAGCGCCAGCGCCUAAUCCAAGUCAAUUUGUUGGUGCAACAAAUGAGCCGCCAUUGCCACGUCGAAAAAAAUGCCCCGAAUUAGCAUAUAAAUCGCACGAGUUUAUUAUAGGAUCCGAAUAUACAGAUGCACGUCGAGAUGCCAGUGCGCACCGUUCGGCGAGGUCGGAGGAGCGCGGCACACCUUCGCGUCGCAGCAAAUCGGAGGGACCACCCGUUGUGCCCAAUGGACGCCCCUAUCCUAUGGCAACGGAGGUCGACGGACCAACAAGAAAACAGGCGGCUACUCUGCAUGAGCUGGAGCCAUUGGUUAGCGAUACGGAUGAUAGAAAAACACAUGAGAAACAAGUGAAUUUUGUGGAGCGCAAAAUUACCACACGUCCGUUUUCGCAAGCAAUAGAUCAGGAGCGUCUCAAUCACUUCAUAACGAAAAAGGAGAACUUUGGCUUUGCCGCAUCAGCUGCCAAGGAUGAUAAUAAACAGCAGGUGGCAGCUGCACCCGACCAGGGUCAGCUGGUUGUCAUGAAUGGCAGCGCACCGCCGCAUUCGAAACCGAAUUUGGAUUUGUGGUUCAAGGAGAUGGUCGAGCUGCGCAAGAAGGCUGGCGAAUAUAAGUGUCGCGGCUGGGGCAUAGAAAUCGAUCCGGAAUUGUAUAAGAAGCAGAAAGAUUUAUGGGAUCAGGUAUCCAAGCGCAGCUCGCUAUCAGCACUGUCCUUAGCAUCCACUGUGCACAGGCCUAUCACCAAGGAGGAGAAGGAGCAAGAGAACAAUAAAAAAUCAACGCCAUUGCAAAAAACGCCACAGUCACAAAAGCCACGAGUUCCUGGCCAAGCCUAUUCGAUUGAUAAUAAGGAUGAGAUUUCAGCACUGCCAGCACGUUUUAGCAACAUACGCCAUCACUUGGAGCGCACCACGGGUCCGGAUGUUGAGGAGGGCGCUCUGCUGCCAUCACCCACGCGGGAGAAACUGAUGCCUGCCAUCACUAAACGUGAAUCCGAAUCUCAGCGUGGAAGUCCCAAGAAGACGGCACUUUCGCGUCACGGUUCGCCUCAGAAGGGCAGCCCCCAGAAGGGCAGCCCCAAAAAGGUCCUCAAAUCACGCUCACAAUCUGUGGGUCCUGGCGUCGCUGAGAAUGAGUCACCCAAGCGUCAGAUACGCUCGGCGAGUCAAGCACCCGCCAGCCGUAAAAGGCCACCGACGACAUCGGCCGGAACUGAACGUAAGCCACGCCCAUCUACCUUAUCCACAACAUUCCAAUCCCGCAUUAAAAGUAGUUCCCUACCACCGCCUAACGGUAAAGUAGCCGCAGCGCCAACAGCAGCAACAGCCACAGCAACCGCAACAGCAACAUCAUCAGCAACAGCCGGCCGUGCAGCAGCUACAUCCUAUGCUAAUCAUGCUAAUCAAUCACAUUUAUCACAAUGCAAGAGCUCCAACAAAAUAAACAGCAAAUCAUCUGCAGCAACAGCGCAACAGCAACAGCAGCAACAACAACAAAAGCAGCAACAGCAGCAAAUGCGUAAGAAAGAUAAAGAUAGAUCGAAUAUUAGUUGCAUUGGUAAUGGUAGUCAAGUUGGUGCUGGUAGCGGUAGUAGUGCAAAUAGUGCGAAGCAUCAACAAAACAAACAAAAACAACAACAGCUACAACAGCAACAGAAACAGAAGCAGCAACAUUGCAAGAUGUUGCAGCAACAGCAACAGCAACAACUGACAAGGCAGCAACAUCGGCAACAACAACAACAACAACCAUCGGUUCCAACAGCAACAACAACAGCAACAACAACAGCGGCACCCACCAGACCUGUCACCAUCAACAUCAAACGGCUAACGGUACCAGGUCAGGAUAGAAAAUUGGCUGAAAACGAGGGUGAAGAUGGCCGUGAAACAGCUAUUUCGAUUUCUAGCUGCAGUCCACAGCCAGUGCCCGAGGUGCCCGAUGAGCCAUUGGUUAAAUCGCCCCCGGAGCCCACAAGGGUUAAGUCGCCCGAGCAGAUUAUAAUGCGCUCUCCCGAUCCAGUCAACUGGACGGUACCCUUGGACACUGGCAAGACAUUCACUGUAACACAAAAUGUCAAAGAGGGCGAGAACUACAGCCGACCUCAGAGCGAGAUAAAAGCGUCGACACCGGUGGAAAAGCCACCACCGCCACCACAAUCGGCACCGCCGCAACUAACCGAACAGGCUAAAAUGGACGCCUGGAAGUCCAGCGGCAGCCCAACAACCAGCGCUGCUGCCUAUGGCAAAACGCUGACGCCCACCCAACCGGGCGUCGCAGUCCGCUGCGAUACGAGCGCCAAGCCGGAGCCGGGCAUCUCAUCAUCCUCAUCGACAGCAACGGCGUCGACGGCACGUUCCGCCGCUGCCGAUGUGCUGGAGAAGGCACGUGACCGUUUCGAUCGCUUUUGGGGCAGCAGCACCAGCACCGCCACCAAAGAGGAGAGUGUUUAAGCAAUUGUGUGAGCGUGUUUCAAGUGCAAAAUGUAUUUGGCAAAAAGCAAUUAACAAAAUUCAAUUAACCAAAGUGCGUUCCAAUAAUGACACGAAUGCCGCCUCAAUCAUGCAGAAACCACAUACUCAAACAAACUCUACAAACUCUAAAUCUCCUUCAGUACUGCAGAACUAUCGACAUUUAAGCCCCUCAAUAGUCGAUAAUAUAAAUAACUAGUUUUGCAUUUAAUUAUUUGAUUUAAUCGAAGGCUAAAAAUUAACAGCAGCAAAAAAAAAAAACAUCGCUGACAGCCAGAGAGCCAUCGAACCAUCGAUAGUUUUGUAGGACUAACCUCUACCGCUAACUAUGCUCAUCUCCCGUCUAUGCUUAAACACAUGAAAAAUCCCAAUGAAUAUAUUUAAUUAUCCCAAAUUAAUAUUUAAUUUAUUGUCAAAGCGAGACUACGCAUACGUAAAUGUUUCCAUUAGGAGUACUAGGAUUUCAGCUGAAUUUAACUUAGAGAAUAAAUAUUAGUGAAGGAAAUCAUUCGUAUUCUGCCAUUUAUUUAAUUUCCAGCGCUGCACGUGCAUUUUGAAGAGCAAAGUAAAAUCACUUACUUUCACUGCCUAAUCCCCAAAUGAAAAA
Drosophila grimshawi is the source of this 3572-nucleotide messenger RNA. Its product is annotated as ensconsin. Gene Ontology annotation, molecular function: microtubule binding. Lineage: Eukaryota; Metazoa; Arthropoda; Insecta; Diptera; Drosophilidae. Gene Ontology annotation, biological process: negative regulation of centriole replication. The record is from RefSeq and is a predicted model, not a curated record.